AGUUGCAUGCUCCUGGGGGACAGGAGAUCCUCCUUGCAUCAUCCGUUACUCCGAUGGUCCGAUGUACGGCUUGAAGCAAACAUUUCCAACCAAAGAAUAUUAUAACACUGGUGACCUACCGAUGGAUCAGGAUCAGUUCGAUCCGAUAUGGAGGAACUUGACAGAGGAGCUGGCAGCGAGGGCUUCGAUGGGGACGUCAGAUCUCAAGUUCGCAACAGGGAGACGGUGUUGCCGAACUUCCAGACCAUGUUCGCGCUGUUGCAGUGCAGCCCCGAUUUGUCUCCACUUGAUUGCCAGAGUUGCCUGUGGGAAUGCAUAAAUGAUUAUCAAAGAUGCUGCCACGGAAAACAAGGUGGUGGUGUUAAUAAGCCGAGCUGCAUAUUCCGAUGGGACUUGUACCCAUUUUUCGAGUCUGAUCCCGGCAAUCCUCCAUCUUCUCCGCCACCACCAGCUCCGGUCGCCAAGGCCAACCCUCCUGCUCCUCCACCUGCACAUGCCCAAGUCACCAACGGUGGAAAGAGCAAUUGGACGAGGACUGUGAUCAUUGCAGUCACCACAAGUGUUUCUGGGUUACUUGUUACAGGCGUUGUCGUACUCCUGAUGGUGAGAAGGAAGAAGAAGCAGCAGGCCAGACAAAGAGUUGAAGGUGAAGUUGAGGAUGAAAUUAGCACGGUUGAGUCGCUGCAAUUUGAUUUCGGUACUAUCAGAGCGGCAACGGAUGACUUCUCUAAUACCAAGAAGCUUGGACAAGGAGGUUUUGGUGCUGUUUACAGGGGUCGGCUCUCCAACGGACAGGAAAUCGCAGUGAAACGGCUGUCACAGAAUUCUGGUCAAGGAGAAACAGAAUUCAAGAAUGAGGUCAUGUUACUAGCUAGGCUACAACAUAGGAACUUGGUCAGGCUCCUUGGUUUCUGUCUGGAAGGAGUUGAACGGCUUCUCAUUUAUGAGUUUGUGCCCAAUUCAAGCCUCGAUCAGUUCAUAUUCGAUUCCCUGAAGCGUGCGAAUCUCGACUGGAAUACGCGUCACAAGAUAAUAAUGGGUGUUGCUCGAGGGCUGCUCUACCUACACGAAGGCUCUCGGCUUCGUAUCAUCCAUCGAGACCUCAAAGCCGGCAACAUUUUGUUGGACUCAGAUAUGAAUCCUAAAAUAUCGGAUUUCGGUAUGGCGAGGCUGUUUGAGCUGGACCAAAGUCAGGCCGAGACAAACCGGAUCGUGGGGACCUACGGAUAUAUGCCGCCGGAGUAUGCAAUGCGUGGAAACUUCUCGGUCAAGUCCGAUGUCUUCAGUUUUGGAGUGCUGGUUUUAGAGAUUGUGAGUGGUCAGAGGAACAAUCUUUUCCGCGUGGGUGAUGACACGGAGGUCCUUAUAGGCUAUGUUUGGAAGAGUUGGAGGGAUGGAACAAUAUCAAACAUCAUUGAUUCCUCUUUAACUUCUGGUUCAAGUACCGAAAUCGCAAGGUGCAUCCAAAUUGGUCUACUAUGUGUCCAAGAAAACAUGGCUAACCGGCCAACGAUGACCUCGGUCCUUCUGAUGCUUAACAGCCACUCGUUCAGUCUCCAAGUGCCGUCGCAACCCGCAUUCUUCAUCCACGGGGGUGCUGAAUUGGAUAUGCCAUCCACACAAGAUAACAGUUCGAGGGUACAUGGGGUCUCAAAAAACGAGGUCUCUAUGACCGAGCUAUAUCCUCGGUAGCCUUGAAAAAACGGGAGAUCAGCAUGCGCUGCGCACUACUUUUCGUGUUAUGUCAUGGUUUUCAGAUCAUCAA
This is a messenger RNA of Rhodamnia argentea, 1765 nucleotides long. RefSeq names its product cysteine-rich receptor-like protein kinase 44. Gene Ontology annotation, molecular function: protein kinase activity; ATP binding. NCBI's taxonomy places the organism in Eukaryota, Viridiplantae, Streptophyta, Magnoliopsida, Myrtales, Myrtaceae. Gene Ontology annotation, biological process: protein phosphorylation. The record is from RefSeq and is a predicted model, not a curated record.